AUGAUUCUACUGUACUAUCCCUUUCGCCCCCCUAAAGUACGUACACAGGUGGCCCUCUCUAGCACUGACCUCUGCGGCUCGGGGCGUGAUUCUAGUCAAGAGGGUAACUACGGACCGGUGGCGUGGUGUGUUCUGGGAGGAUUGGCAUCCUGGUUCAUGUAUCCAUGUGUUGAUGUCUGUGCCUACUGCGACAUUUCUGCCUUCCGCCCUGGUCAGAAAGGCAUGGGCGGUAUCGGAGGGGGUACUAAAUAUACUAGGUUGUAUGGAUGCAUCUUGCGUGGACUACGACUGCCCGGACGGAUGGAGGGUGGGAUGGUCGUAUCAGAAGAUGGGUUUGAGAUACCCCUGCAGUCUGGUGCUUUGCAUGAGAACCGCUUCAUAUUCAAUGUAAAGAUCAAAAUGCACGUUGAUUCAGCGUUAUGUAUCCCCGUAGACCGGGACACUGCUCAUCGAGCCAUGUAG
Messenger RNA from Aspergillus niger, 462 nucleotides. RefSeq lists its product as hypothetical. The record is from RefSeq and is a predicted model, not a curated record. NCBI's taxonomy places the organism in Eukaryota, Fungi, Ascomycota, Eurotiomycetes, Eurotiales, Aspergillaceae. The transcript is spliced from 3 exons. Bases 1 to 462 code for a protein of 153 amino acids.